Molecule: messenger RNA, 1941 nt
Organism: Brachypodium distachyon (stiff brome)
Lineage: Eukaryota; Viridiplantae; Streptophyta; Magnoliopsida; Poales; Poaceae
Exons: 4
Coding region: 1-1941 (646 amino acids)
Source: RefSeq, a predicted model, not a curated record
AUGGCGUCGGAGUUUCUGUCAUCCAUCCCCGAGACGGUGCGAUCACUGUUCCAGCAUGACCCGUCGACCCGUGCAGCAAGCGUGCAGUUCUGGGUGGUGUCGUCGGUGGUGGUGCUGCUGCUCAAGUUCGCCGUGGGCGCCAUUGGGCCACGGUUCACAGUCUCGUCCCAGAACGUCAAGCUCGGCGUCCAGAUCAUCAUGAUACUCAGCCACUACUUUGUGUCCUACAGCCUCGGCCUGAUGCAGCCGUUUUCCGCCGAGAGAGGGUCCGUCACCAACGACCUCUUCCAGCUCCGGGCAAGAACAGCCAGGUACCUCAAGGCGCCUCUCUGGAUCAUCUGGACCAUUCACGCGUUGCGGGUCAUCUGGUUCUACUUCUCCAACAAGGCAUCCGGCGCCUGCGUCGACAACAUGAAGCUCGUCAGCAACUACAUGGCGUCCAGGCAGCAGAAGGACGACACCAGCGCCAUCACCGAGGCGGAGACCACAUUCAUGGCCUGGUAUGAUUACUUAGUCCUUGGGGAAGAAUGGCAGGUGAAGAUGAUCCAGAGGCCCAGGUUCAUGUUUCAUCUGGACAAGACACACAAAGAGGACCUCAUCACGGUGGCCAGGGUAUGGAAAUGCAGUGACGACGCCCAAGACAAGUUGCUGGGCAGGGGCGCCGACCGCGACAGCCGGUUCAAGGACAUGUGCCUCUCCUUCGCACUCUACAAGCUUCUCCGCCACCGCUUCUUCGACUUCCCCAUACCGGAGGCCAAUCACCCGGCCUCAAGGAAGCUCGUCGCCCACCUUAUCGACGAGCAACCGGAAAACCACGGCUACGAGGGUGUUCCGCCGUCCUACCUGGCGUAUGCUGUCCGUGGCCUGCCCACAGCAACCAUUGCCGUCACCAAAGGCGGCUACCUGGCGAGGAUUACCCACGGUGGCUCCGUCACGCGCUUCAUCAUCUUGAUCAUGGUCUGCAGGGAGCUGUGGGAGAUGGGUGUCUACGUGCUGUCUCAGUGGACCAAGGUGGUGAUCAUCUGCCACUACAUCCGGCUGCCACAGAGUCCGACAGGGUGGACCCCGAUGCUCCAUCGCUUUGUGAUGGAGAAGGUGGCCAGGAUCAUAUCAGUCAAGCUGGGGAUUAACGUACAGAGGGUGAUAUUUGAGUCACUCAACCAAGUCGUGAGCGAAGCGUCUGCUGAAGAUGCGAAGAAGAAACCAUCAUCGGCUUUGGCUCAGAAAAGGAGAAACAGAUUACUCAUGUCUCAACACCGAAAGGCCUUGGGCAACAACAGACAGCUGCAAUCCAAAAUCAGCGAUAUCUACUGUGCCCUCGACUCCGGCGAGACCCAAAGAAUUCUGGUCUGGCAUGUCGCCACCAACCUCUGCCAGAUAAAGCUGCUGCUGAAGAUGAAAGCCAGGGAAUCUGCCGGAGUCGACUUGUACAGCCUAUGCCCAAUGGCAGGCCUGCCGGAGCAUUAUUCCACGGCUGUGAACCUGUCCAACUACUGUGCCUACCUGGCCACCAAGGCCCUGGUGCCGGACAAUGGCAUUGUCACCAACAAGGUGUUCAACGCAGUAUGUGAAGAGGCUGCCUACACUUUGAGCAAGUGCAGCACGCUGGGGGAGGUCCACAACGCACUGGUUGCGGAGAUGUCGGCACCUGAUCACCAGCAAAAUGGCCCGUCAAUCGUCAAGAUCGGCACGGAGCUGUCAAUGGAGCUCAUGUCAACAUACGCCGUCGACGGGGAGGACCUAUGGGAGCGCCUGGGCAGGUUCUGGGCGGGAUAUCUCCUUAACCUGUCGGCAAACACCACGGCAGCUAAGCAUCAGGUUCACCUCCAAGGGCAGGGAGAGCUCACCACGUUCCUCUGGGCUUUGCUGUCGCACGCCGGCUUCCUUGGUGACACCACCCAUGGUCAUCAGAUGCUUGACACAGAUGACCUGAAUGCCUGA